AUGUCUGCUAAAAGAUUCAAUUCAUCAAUUACUCCAGUAAGAACUCAACAAGCUCCACCACCUGCUGCUUCAUAUUCGCAAGCAAUCAAGGUCAACGGUUUCAUUUAUGUUUCAGGUCAAAUUCCAUAUACUCCAGAAAACAAACCAUUACCAACUUCAGCAACAAUCCAAGACCAUGCCGAACAAGUUAUCAAAAACGUUUCAGCCAUUUUAGAAGCUUCAAAUUCUUCAUUAAAUCAUAUUGUAAAAGCUAAUAUAUUUUUAACUGAUAUGAAUUCUCAAUUUGGUGAAUUUAACAAAGUUUAUGGUAAAUAUUUUAGUGAACAUAAACCUGCUAGAUCUUGUGUUGCUGUUAAAGAAUUACCUUUGGGUGUACCUUUAGAAAUGGAAGUUAUUGCUAUUGAAAGAGAUGAUAAUAAAUUAUAA
Lodderomyces jiufengensis is the source of this 426-nucleotide messenger RNA. RefSeq names its product isoleucine biosynthesis protein (gene MMD1). Gene Ontology annotation, molecular function: deaminase activity. Lineage: Eukaryota; Fungi; Ascomycota; Pichiomycetes; Serinales; Debaryomycetaceae. Gene Ontology annotation, cellular component: cytosol; mitochondrion. The transcript has 3 exons. Bases 1 to 426 code for a protein of 141 amino acids. The record is from RefSeq and is a predicted model, not a curated record.